Molecule: messenger RNA, 1740 nt
Organism: Onychomys torridus (southern grasshopper mouse)
Lineage: Eukaryota; Metazoa; Chordata; Mammalia; Rodentia; Cricetidae
Product: caspase-12-like
Biological process (GO): proteolysis; regulation of apoptotic process
Molecular function (GO): cysteine-type endopeptidase activity
Source: RefSeq, a predicted model, not a curated record
UUCGAUUUCGUUGCUUUUUACAACCAGGAAGCCUGCAGAGCCAUGGCGGGCAAGAGGACACAUGAAAGAGAUCCAAUCUACAAGAUCAAGGGUUUGGCCAAGAAUGUGUUGGAUGGGGUUUUUGAUGACUUGGUGGAGAAGAAUGUGUUAAAUGGAGAUGAGUUGCUCAGAAUAGGGGAAGGUGCACGCUUCCUUCUGAACAACGCUGAGAACCUGGCUGAGAAUAUCUUUGAGAAAACAGAAAUGGUAGGCAAAAUAUUUGCAGGCCACAUUGUCAACUCCAGGAAGCAGCUGAGACUAAAUAUAUCCAGUGAUGGAGAAGGAAGGCCGAACACGCUUGGCCUCAUCAUCUGCAACAAAAAGUUUGACUACCUCUUUGAUCGAGAUGAUGCUGAGGUUGAUAUUUUGAACAUGCAAGAGCUACUUCAAAACCUUGGAUAUUCAGUGGUGCUAAAGGAAAACCUUACAGCUCAGGAAAUGGAGACAGAACUAAGGCAGUUUGCUGGCCGUCCGGAGCACCAGACCUCUGACAGCACAUUCCUGGUGUUCAUGUCCCAUGGCAUCCUGGAAGGAAUCUGUGGGGUGAAGCACAGAAACAGAGAACCAGAUGUUCUUCAUGACGACACCAUCUUCACAAUUUUCAACAACUCUAACUGCAGGAGUCUGAGAAACAAACCCAAGAUCCUCAUCAUGCAGGCCUGCAGGGGCAGACAUAAUGGAAUUGUUUGGGUAUCCACGAGGAAAGGGAUAGCCACUGCUGAUACAGAUGAGGAGUGUGUGCUGAGUUGUAAAUGGAACAGGAACAUAACAAAGGCACACGUGGAGAAAGACUUCAUUGCUUUCAAAUCUUCUACCCCACAUAAUAUUUCUUGGAAGGUGGGCAAAAAUGGCUCUCUCUUCAUCUCCAAACUCAUCGACUGCUUCAAGAAGUAUUGUUGGCGUUAUCAUUUGGAGGAAAUUUUUCGAAAAGUUCAACAUUCAUUUGAGGACCCAGGUGAACUCACCCAGAUGCCCACCAUUGAGAGAGUAUCCAUGACACGGUAUUUCUACCUCUUCCCUGGGAAUUAACACAGGUGACACACAUGCAGUUCCCAACCAAGUAUUGCUGUGGGUGAGAAGAAAAGAAAAUACAAAGACUUCUGGAUUCUUAAAUACAUAAAAACUUUAAAUUAGAUGUUUUUAUAGAAUAUCAUAAAUCUAGAUAAUUUUCCACAGGAUUUUCUUGAGAGGGGGACAUGAAAACUCUAGACUAGUGUCUUCUUUCCAAAUCUUACACCUUUUACUUCAUUUUAUUAAAUUUCACAUUCACAAUCUCUAUAAAAUCAGUGAAAGAUGAACAAAUCAAAGAGCACCUGGACAUGACCUUUUGGUAGUGUAGGAACCACUUACACUUAUAAACUAAUAAUUGGAAUUUACUCACAGAGCAGAUCUUAUCUACAAUAGAGUUGAGAAACAAAGUGUCUUCUACACACAGGAAAGCUAAGAGUCAUAGUCCAAUAGAAACAAGAUGAGGGAGAAUGACCUCCACUGCUUACCUCUGUCAUACAUGGUUUCCAUGUCUAGUGGCUGCCUAGCAUUCCUUUUAAUUGGUUUGUUAGGAUAUGCUUUACAAAUUUAAGUUAUGUAUAAAUUUGUUUUCUUAAGUAUUUUUGUAAUAAAAAUGUCCUCAUACACAUACAUUUGAAUUUCCGUCUGUAGUAUUAUUGGGAAAAACUUUCAAAACAGAAAUUAUAGGAUUAA